AGUCUAUGAGUUGGUUCUAGCGUUGGAUACUUCCACUCUCCCUAUUUUUACAGGUAGGGGCCAAGGAUUAGAUGAGGAGCAGCCCGGAGGACAGUGAAGCCUGACACUGAUGGAUGGGCCGAAGCUGCCUGAAAUUGAAUUGAAUACUUGUUGACUUUUAUUUUGUUAAACUACAAGAAUGUUGACGACAUUAUUUUAAAGGCUUCCGCAAUGUUUGAAUUAUUUACUCUGAUUAUUUAUGAAUUGUUUUUAAAUAAAUGUGAAUUGAUAUUUUAUUAUUAAAUGUUUUAAAAUAUUAUGCAUGUCCAUGAUAUGCAAUGUCUCAUCAAGUAGGGAAUGGAUUCCAGGAAGAAUUUGGAUGUGAGCUAAACACACUUUUUUUCAGUAGGUUUUAGUGUUGCCUUUGCCAAUUUUAUUGGUUAUCAUAGUUGCACUUUAAUGACUUCUUGUCUAUUAAUUUUUUAAAAAUAUAAGUUACUGUUUGUGCUUUUUAUCCAUCUUACUAUGAUCCAAUGUUGGAUGCAUGAUGCAUUCGUGUUGUGGGACACAUUUGGCUUCCCCUUCGAUCUAACUCAAUUGAUGGCAGAAGAAAAAGGCUUGGUGGUUGACAUUGAAGGCUUCAAUGUUGCAAUGAAUGCGGCCCGAGAGCAAUCUAGAAAUGCACAAAAUAAGCAGAUGAAAAAGAAUCAAUUUGCUACAGACUGUUUGCGGCUUGAAUUGAUCUUAGGGCUGAGAGAGCUUCCACAAAUAUCAGCAAAACCCCUGCCAAACCCAACUCAAAACCCCACCGAAAAUCCCAUGCAGAACUCUCCCAUGCAACAGGCUCCAAGACCAAACCCCCCCUCCCUUCCUUUAUUUCAAUGCUCUCUCAAAUCCCCUAGUCCUGCAAGAAACUUCAUCUCCGAGGCUGUAGCUUCUUAUAAGUCGGGGGCGCUAUCCCAAGCUGCCCUCCUAAAAAUCUUGCAUGACGGCUCGACUUCUAAAGUGGUAUCACCUGCACUUCCGCCGGAGGACCCCACGGGAUAUUCCUCAGAGCUGGAAGGAAAGGUUGGUUUCAAGGAUUUAGAGGACGUGGAGAAUGAAGGAAAAGCCAAUGAUGAUAAGGUGCCUGACUCGGCCCCUCCUAUUCCUCGUGCUAUUGACCGUUACGGGGAGAUUCAUUUCUACCCGGUUGAUGAGCAAGAGGCUGCCCCCGAGCACGUUUCUAUGUUGGUCAUGGAAAUCAACAAGCCCAAUUCUGGCCUUAUCAAGGCUGAUGACAUAUGGAUGGAUGAUCAGAUGACCUACUAUAUGAUCGAGAAGAUGAGGACUGGUCACGAAAGGAGAUUACGGGCAUCGAGAUUUCAGGUUCUGGAUGGAAAGCUUUACAAGAGGGCACUUGGAGGCCCGUUACUAAGGUGUUUGACUAGAUCAGAACCAAAGAGAGUAAUUGCGGAGGUGCAUGAGGGUGUAUGUGUAGCCCACCAAAUGUUCAGGACCUUAGAAUAAAAGAUAAUCUUGAUGGUUACUCUUAGACCACAAUGAACCAAGACUACGAGAGAUACGUUAUGAAGUGCAAUGAUAUACAUUGGAGCUUUCCCCAAGGCCUAGGCUGGGAAGAAGUACGUCAUGGUGACAAUUGAUUACUUCAUGAAGUGGGUGGAAGCAGAGGCGUAUGCCACCAUCACGACUAAGAAAUGCCAAAGGUUUGU
This is a messenger RNA of Cuscuta campestris, 1691 nucleotides long. The record is from the annotation of a GenBank genome assembly. NCBI's taxonomy places the organism in Eukaryota, Viridiplantae, Streptophyta, Magnoliopsida, Solanales, Convolvulaceae.